UCAGCUAACCGUGCAGCAGAAGACUCAUCGGGAGUUCUGGACACGUCGCGGGCAAAGACAGAGGUUUUCCUCGCAACCGCAAUCGUGCGGGUAGAAGAUCGUGACGGGACGAAUCACUUCGCGCGCGUGGUGUUAGAUAGUUGUUCUCAGUGCAAUUUUAUAUCGGAAGCGGUCGCCACCAAGUUACGAUUACGGCGGACCAAGACAAAUACGGAAGUCGCGGGAAUCGGUCCGGGUAAAGUGCGUGUUACGGAAUCGGUCACUGUGAAGCUUCGCUCGCGGACUCGCGCUUUCGAAACGUCGGUCGUUUGCCUCAUUAUUGCCAAAAUUCCGGCAAUUUUACCGAGCCAGAAUAUCGAUAUUCGCGACUGGCAGGUUCCGCGUGACGAAACUGUGUUUGGACAUAUCGUGUCAGGGAUGUACGCGGGGCGUGGAGCAAACCCAUCGCUGUGCAUAAUCAGCAGUGCCAGCGGGCUGGAUGCCAUCCUAGAGCGAUUCUGGCAAGUGGACGACUUUGACCGCGGUCGAGCGCUGUCGCUAGACGAUAGGUGGUGUGAGGAUCACUUUAAUCGCACGGUUUCGCGUCGGGAUGACGGGCGUUACGUGGUACGGUUACCAAUCCGCGAAGAUCGAAGACCUUUUCUCGGUGACUCGUAUAAUCUAGCCCAGCGUCGGUUCCUGGCUAACGAGCGCAGAUUUGGAUACGACCAGCAGCUUCGCGACGACUACCUGCGAUUUAUGGACGAAUAUGCUGAACUCGGACACUUGGAACCGGGCUUACGCACAGGUAAAGAAGAAUUUUAUUUGCCUCAUCACGCCAUUCGGCGACCGGAUAGUACAACUACUAAAACUCGCGUCGUUUUUGAUGCAUCCGUUAAAGGUUGCAAUCAACUAUCAUUGAAUGAAAUACUGCACUCGGGCCCGACAGUUCAGCCUACACUAUUGUCGACUGUUUUGAAUUUUAGAUUGCCAAAAUAUGUUUUUAUUGCCGACAUUGAAAAAAUGUUCAGGCAAAUUUGGAUUCAUCCAGAAGAUCGAAAAUUGCUAAAAAUUGUUUGGCGUACAAAUAUGCAAUCACCUUUGGAAACUUAUCAGUUAAAAACGGUCACGAAAUGCGUACCGUCCAAGAUUUUUGGAAACGAUGGACUCGGGAUUACGUUCAUCAUUUGCAUCAACGUCCAAAAUGGCACCAAGGCACUCGAAACCCUCAGGUCGGCGAAGACGGCAGGUGCAGGGUGGUCGACGUCCGCACCACAAGGAACUUACCGGCGUGCCGCAGCAGAAGUAUGCCUGCUGCCAAUCGAAACCGAGAGCAGCAAAUUAGAAAACCCAGCCCAGCACCAGAUGCAGCUCCCGACAAGCCAGCCCGAACUGUAA
Culex quinquefasciatus (southern house mosquito) is the source of this 1377-nucleotide messenger RNA. RefSeq lists its product as uncharacterized. The transcript is spliced from 4 exons. The coding region runs from base 418 to 1377 and encodes 319 amino acids. Lineage: Eukaryota; Metazoa; Arthropoda; Insecta; Diptera; Culicidae. The record is from RefSeq and is a predicted model, not a curated record.